Protopterus annectens (West African lungfish) is the source of this 12488-nucleotide messenger RNA. RefSeq names its product TNF receptor superfamily member 1A (gene TNFRSF1A). NCBI's taxonomy places the organism in Eukaryota, Metazoa, Chordata, Ceratodontiformes, Protopteridae. The transcript has 10 exons. Gene Ontology annotation, cellular component: signaling receptor complex; mitochondrion; membrane raft. The record is from RefSeq and is a predicted model, not a curated record. Gene Ontology annotation, molecular function: tumor necrosis factor receptor activity; tumor necrosis factor binding. Gene Ontology annotation, biological process: signal transduction; inflammatory response. The coding region runs from base 368 to 1555 and encodes 395 amino acids.
UGGAGCUUUGACAGGGGGUAGUUUCGAACCCCCGCCCUCUGAGCAUUUUUCCCUGUUUUAUUCUGCGGUUGGUGUUCACGAAAUUACUCUGUCGGAGGGCGCUUUCCAAACCCCUCCCUGUAAGUAUGAGCUGUAGCUGAGCUCCGCUUACUUCCUGUUCAUUAGCUAACUUCUGAAAAAAGCCUCAGAGUUUACAAAGAGGACUCCAAAGAGGGUAUUUUCGUCUCGAAAUGUGAACAAUCCCAAGCUGUUCGCAGGAUACAAUGUAGGACCUAUAGUGGGAUGUAAAAGUGGGUUUCCGACCUAUGGAUUAUAUAUGGCUAUGAGGGUCAUGGCUUAGGAGGAAACGCUGGAGAAUUUCUGAAAGAUGAAUUGGUCUUCGCUCCUGUGCAUUUUAAUGGUCAGUCUACUAUGUGCCGAAUGUCAUAAUGGCAAUUCUGUUUUUGAGGAUUCAAGUGUUUCGGGAUCUCAUGUUCAAACAGGGACUGAUUCCUUACAAAGUAACAAAACAUGUAAAGAUGAUGAAAUGUAUCUCGAGGUUAAAGGCUUUUGCUGUCAGAAAUGUGGACCAGGUUUCAGAGUUAAGGCAGAUUGUGACUGCCCUAACUGUCGAACCCAAUGUGAACAAUGCAAACCUGGAACUUUCCUUGAACUGCAAAAUUACUGUAAGAACUGCUAUAGUUGUAAGAAGUGUGAUGCAGUUCUUGGGCAGAUCAUAAAAUCGGAGUGCACUACCACAAAAAAUACAGUGUGUGGCUGUCGAGAUGGACACUACAAAGAGAAGCUUGCAAGUGACAAAUAUGAGUGCAGACCUUGCACACAGUGCAACAAUGUUCUAAAAACAUGUCAUGAGUUCAAUGAUACGAUUUGUAAAUGUGAUGCUGACUUCUACUUCAGCUUUGAAGAAAAACGCUGUCUAAGUUGUACAAGCUGCACGAAUGGUGAAGGUGAUCUCUGUAGCACUCAGUGCUUAACAAAACCAGUCGUGACAACAAAGGAGCCACCAGAGACGAACCAUGCUGCUGUUGUACCAGCUAUUGUUUUCGGUGUAGCCUUUAUUGUCAUCACAGCACUCUUUGUGGCCUAUCUCAUCAAAAGUCAACGCAAGAAAAACAGAUCAUUUUAUUCACAAGUUUCUGAGACUGGUUCACCAUCAUCCCAUGACGAGUUGGUGACUAGCAAAGAUCAUUGUGUUCCUUCUGUAGUGACAGUUUGCCCUGUUACUAAUGGUUCAGCCUUGCCCGACUGUGUCAGAAAUGCAGGAAACAUAAAACUACCUAAUGAUUCAGAAACACUCUACAAGGUGGUAAAUGUGGUCCCUGCAGCACGCUGGAAAGAGUUUGUCCGACGCCUUGGUCUACCUGACUCGUGCAUUGAAAGACUUUACUAUGAAAAUCGUCACUUCUACCGGGAGGCUCAGUAUGAGAUGAUCAAAUGUUGGUGUCUCAAAAAGGGACAGUCAGGAGCAACAAUUGAAGUGAUCUACAAAGUGUUAACUGAGAUGGACCUGAGUGGAUGUGCUGAAAUGAUUCAAGAGUCUUUGCAGGCCAAUUAAUCUUACACUGUAGUACUAUCACCCUUAAACAUCGAAGAGGAGUAUGCACCAGCAGAACAAAUGUAGAGGCUCAUUCAGUGCAGCGCUUCUCACAUUCAUGCCCUUUUUUACUUGCCCACUUUUAAUUGUGGGUUGUACUAAUGGCUUUGCUGCAUGGCCAUUUGCCUGCAACAUGAAUACAUGUGCAGACUUAAAGAAAUAAUAAGGUGCAUACAGAUACUAUGGUUCCACUUAUUUCAUCUGAUGUGAGAGACUGUUGUACCUUCGUUAUGUAUGCACUGUACAUGUAUUAAGCCAUGUAAACGUGAAAAAACACAGUUAUUGUGGUAUAUAUUCAGUAAACUGAAGAAAGAAACAUGGCUAAUUGAGUACAAGGUCUGAACAGCUGGUUUUAUUAGUCAUUAAACAAAAGUUUUUUUAUACAUGUAUGUAAACACGUUCAGUUUGUAGAAAAUAUUACAGUAAGACAAAGCUGUUUAUUGUGAUGGAUGAAUAAUUCUUUUGAGCUGUUGGAAAUGUUCAUGUUUGAUCUGUGAUUUUUGUCAUUUUUUUCAUCCAUAAGCAUGCAGACCCAGAUGGGGAUGUAGAUUCAUAGAUCAGUACUAGGCUAACUGCCCUUGUGAGCCAUUUUAAGCCUAGCCAAUUAUCCCUUGGGAGACUUGAACCCUGCACCUUGUGUUUGUAAGGCAAACACCUUAACCAUUAGGCCACCCUCCCAGCCUGUAGUUUAACAUCAUCAGAAAUGCUGACUGUCCAUAAACAGCAAACUUUCCCAUGAAGACAGUACUAACAUGUUAGGAGGUGUGGCUUAUCAUUUUAUCUUAUCAACAGUUAAGGGAACUGUACUUUUGCACUACAGAACUUGAAUCCCAGCAUGAAUCUUUCUCACACUAAUCCCACUGUAUAUACAUAAGUAAGUAAUUUGUUGCAGUCUUCCGAGUUUUCAUCUAGCAUUCCUCGGAUGUCACACCCAUCCCCUUGCUCUCCAUUCUUUCUCCUGUUCUCUUCUGCCUCCUUGCUGGCAUUUAUGAGUAACCUCCACUUCACCCACCCAUUCUAGCAACUUCUUCUAGCUGUCAACCACUUAUUCAGUGAGUUAAUGCUCCCUUCAGCCUUCCCUGUCCCUUCAUUUCUAACCAAUCAUAUUCCCCCUUCAUGAUCUAGUAACCCCAUAUCAUAUCUCCCUAUUCCAUAGGUUCAUAGGUUCAUAGAUUAGUACUAAGCUAACUGCCCUUGCGAGCCAUUUUAAGCCUAGCCAAUUAUCCCUUGUGAGACUCAAACCCUGCACCUCGUAUUUGUAAGGCAAACACCUUAACCAUUAGGCCACCCUCCCACCUGGUCUUCACUGAGUAGAAUUAACGCUUUUUCUUCAUCCUUCUGUCUCCUUUAUUACAGUAACUGCUUUCUGUUGUUCAUCAAGACUGUUAUUUAGGGGGCAAUUAUGUCCUAUGGAAAACACUCAAAAGUGCCAAAUAUCCUGAGAUUUUAGGAGAAAAAAUGUUUCACAAGUUUCCUUAAAUAGUUGAAUUAAGCAAUUGUCUGGUAAUUGAGACAGCACAAACAACUCAUAUGCUAAAAGAAUAAGCUUUUAUUUUGGCAAAAAAUGAUGUUUAUUCCUUUUCAUUGGUUGUGGAUAUAGUUUGUCCUCGUGCUUAUACAUGAAAUGUCCUGUUUUGGGCAUUUGAAAAGGUGGCAGCAUGUAGUGCUAGAAAAUAAACUUAACUAUGCCCCCCACACAGUAGUAGACUAGCCUCCUUUUCCCUGGAAUCUGUUCCCCUUGGGGUGCAGUCAUGUAUCCUGCCGACUUUAGUUGCAACCCUGUCACUCUGCUAUAUCUAAUGCUAUGGUUUUCAGCAUUCUUAGAUACUUGUUCAAAUCAAUGUGCAUUUUGUAAACACUCAAGCUUUGUAACAUACCUCUCAGUUGCUGUGCCUUACUUUUUUGUCCAUGUAGUUCAUUUAGCCAGAACUCUUGUUGAGCUGUUUACCUUCUUCAGUGAUUCAGAGCUUUUGGUGUCAGUUGUAAACAAAUGAAUCCACUUUUCAAUGCCCUUACAUAUGUCCAUGACAUAAGUACUGAAGAAUACUAACCUUUGUGGUACAUCAUUAAUUGGUUGUCUUUCUCCUGCUAGUGUCCCCUGUACAGCCACCUUGUCCUUCCAUCUGUCAGUGUCAGCCUACUUCUGACCCUUGGCUUUUGCAGCUUAUUGUCAUGUAAGCAGGUGAGUUUAAUUGCUUCCCGCAUUAGGGAUAAGCUACAUCUUGUGAGGGCCCUCAUGUCAGGUGCCUCUACAUACCAGUCAUUUAACUGAAUCAGUCAGCUGGCCGUGUUUCUUAACCAUAUAACCAUGCUUGAUCCAUAACUUUAACUUGGCUUUCUUCCUGUUUGUCUCACAGCAUCACAAGAAUUUAUCAGUUUCUUUGAUAGUUUGGCUUACUAGUGUACGGUUCCAGGGUUGAAUUUUGUUGCCUCCUUUGUGGACCGAUCUCAUUUUCCGAUGGCCAGUGAUUACUUGAAUACAUGCUAAAGGGUUGCCAACCUUGGCCAGUAUUUUAAGGAUGGUUUGGUGGCUCAUCUAGCCUUUCUAUGUUGCCUUCCGUCAAGUUGGCAAGCUGCUGCAUUCUUCCUUUCUUCCCUGUUUCAUUCUCACUUUCCAUUUUACCUUCCCACUGCUGUAUGUUUAAUCACUGUUCUCUCAUAAAGUCGGAAGCAGGUAAUUUGUUUUCACGAUCUCCGCUUGCUCAGUGUUAUUACCUAGCCUGCACUGAAUGCUUGCUUAACUCUGUCUUCUUGUACCAAAAAAUCCUUUCUCCUCUUGCCUUAACCCUACCACUAUUUCUGAUUCCACCCCUUCAUUAGCUUCCCGAAGUCCCUGUUUGACUUUUAUUGGCCACCUCCAUGCCUUCAUAUUUUGCCAUACCCUUUCGUUUUCAUGAUUCCUCCUUUUCUAAGGAGGGGUCACCUAUACCUGCCCUAAUCUGGUUGAUCAUAACAGCUGCACCCACAUUCAUUCCCUAAGGAGGAAGAGAUGAUUAUGGCAGAGCCGUCAUCCAUACAUUGGACCCCACCAGUACAUGUUGCAGUUUUCAAAGGUUAGAUAUGCAGUGAAGUGGUUUGAGAGCUCAGCACCCACUCCUCUGAGUGUCAAUAUCCCCACAUUCGCACUCUUUUAAAGGCAAACUUGUGACCAUCUCUGGUCUCCAGCAGAGCAAGUAUCCCAAGAUGCAUUCCUCCGCAAUCCCCGGGGAGAGACGAGUAGGGUGGUGUCUUAUCAUUCUGUCCUUACCCAACCCAUGAUUUCUCCUUAACCACAUGGGUUUCUGUCUUUCUUUAUUGUUGCUUUUACUCUUUACCCACCUCUGUUGUUUUUUGUGCACUUCUUUUGACAUCUCCCAAGACUUAUUUGCCCCUUUUGCUCCCUGCAAACCUAUCAGUUCUCGGCAUCCCUUGUGUCCUUGUCCACCUCUCUGUAAUCAUAAACCUGUAUAUUUCUGUAUCUGUUCCUUUGUUUACUCUCCUACAGUGAAUUCAGCUUACAUGGUCAUUGUUUGCUUAAGAUGCCUUUCCUUAAACCCUCUACUUUCCUUAGCACUAUAUCCGCAUUCUUGCAUAUAUGCUUUGUGCCACCUUCCUUCAGGAUCCAGGUGCAGAACUUGCAUUAUCAGCAAUGUGUCUGAGAAAAGAAACAGCAGAUUUUAGAAUUAUAUAACAUACAUAAACACAAACAACACCAACUAGCUUUUAUGUUACAUGCUAAAGUGUACUGGGCUUUUAUAACAACUUGCAAGAAUAUGUGAUGUUUGUCUUGUCUGCAACAUUCAUAUAAGAGUGGAAGGACUGACAAAUUAGAGCGCAAGAGUGGAAGAACUGGCAAAUUAGAAUGCACUUAAAGUAUAUAAUGUGUUUGAUAUUUUUAAAAGAUUGUAGAGAAUGCUAAUGACAUGGUCCGAUAGUUAGGUAAACAAAAUUACCAUAACCUAUUAAUUCUCAUGCCAUUUAGGACAAAAGGACCCAAUCGUAUGUAUUCAUGGAGAAACCUAUUUCAGAGUGAAGCACAGACAGAAUGGCAUUGUCCAUCUAAAGAAGGUAACAUCCUAAGAACAGUUGGAUCACAGCAGAAGUAGCCCAUUAGUUAAGUUUUUGCCUCACAUCUCUGCGGUGUAGUACUAAAAUCCUGACUCCUGGCCAGUGUCUGGUCAAAGUUUGUGCGUUCUCAUAUCAGCUUGAGUUUUGAUGAAUAUUCGGUUCUCCUCCCAUCUCCCCAAUACUUGCUGUUUGAUACCAUACUCUAAACAGUGUGUGUAUAUGUAACGUAUAUAUUUAUGUUAUCAUCAUAAGUAACACUGCUGCAUUUCAGGUGUAAAUGAAUGGGACGUGGCCACAGGCAAAUGCCAGUCCUCAGGCCAGAUUUCAGGAGUACUCGAACAUCCCUAGAUCAAGCAUAAGAUAACACCUCACUCUGAGGAUUUCAGCCAGAUAUUGCACUGCAAAACAGAGAGUAUCCCAAGCUUUCUUCAUUCUCUUUUGUAGCUGGGGUGAACAAUCGCACUAUCUUACCUGAGUCUGUUAAUGAUGUCCAGGCAAAGAUUGAGCAGCAGAACAAAUUUUAUUGUUGUUUAUUGUUUUCAGAAUGUAUUAUUUUUUAGAGGGUCACUAAGGGCAACCCCAGAAACAGUCAUCAACAAAUAUAUGAGGGAGGGUGUUCCCCUAAUGAUUGUCAUUUAUGGCAUUUACUUUGUCUUGGUGAGGAAUAUAAGGUAGCAAAUUGUGAACAUUGUUAAAACUUUCUUGUUUUGAAAAAAGCCACAAAUCUUCAAGUUUUGGUGAGUUAAGAAAGCUACAGAUACUGUGACCUGGGGUGUCCUCGGUGUCCUCCCCUCUGCUAACUAAUGAAUCUUUGACCAGUUCAGGAAUUAUAAUAAAGUUGAAUAAAGUCCCUAAAAACUCCACAAACUUUGUAAAAUAGACCAAACAAAAUAUUACUUAAGGAAUUUAUGGACAGAGUGUGAGACCUUACUCACCCAGCUGACCCUCAUUUUAGAACCAAUGCAGCAGUGGAAAGUAUGAACAAACCAAAAUGCUAAAACCAUUUAUUUCAAAAAGACUUUAUAAAUAAAUAAUCAGAAGCCCAAAAGUAUAUCACAAAAAUACAUAAACAAAUGCUUUCAUCUGGUAAUACCAGUCUUCAUCAGUUAACUGAAAGCAUCAUGUGACUACAACUUUAAAUACAUCCCUUAUGAGCAUAAAGAUUUAAAGUGAAAGAAAAUGAAGGCUUAUGCUAGAUAAUAUAUGAUGCUACUUCCAUGAUUUUAUAUUGGGUGCUAUGUUUCAUAAUAAGUUGGUUUCAGUUUUUCUAUGUAGAGAUAUAUUGCAUUCUUAAAUAUUCUUUUAUAUUUCUAAAUAUUUUUAAUCCUGGGGGUGCUUCAGGCUGUCAAGCACCAUUUGGGUGUGUGGUUAUCAUUUUAAGUAUGCACUUUCUCUUUAAAUCUUUAUGAUUUAAUAGGAUACAUUGUAUUUAAGGUUGUAGUCAUGAGUCUUUUUGAAAUAAAUGGUUUUAGGAUUUUGGUUUGUUCGUCCUUUCCACCGCUGCAUUGGUUCUUGGCUUUAGUUCAGUAUCAUUGGAGCUGACCCUCAUUUUAGGCUUGAGGAGCCUCAUCCUUAUUAGUCCAGGUUGCAUCACCUCCCAACCCAGGAUACCUUACCAGUUAUAACUCCCCCUGUAAUGGUCCUUUUUAAGGCAGGCAGGGUAGGGCUAUUUUUUCAAGAGUCAGGUCUCAGAAGAAUCUGUCACUGUGCUGCAUGCAGAUGUCAAUCUCCAGUUGUACUUGGUGGGUAGAGGCUUUCCUUGGGAAAACUUCCAAGAGUUUCAUUCUCUCCUGUGAGUGCAAACAGCAGAAACUUUUUCUGUUGUAUAGACGUUUGCUGCCAAUGAUGUAUCUGCUACUACUUCCCUGCUUUUCUUGUUGCAGGAGGGUUGAUGGCCCUUUUGACUGGUGAUCUCUGGUGACCACCCUGUCGGGUGCUUAUUCUACUAUCUCCUGCAGUUCCUUUACAGUUUAUUUAAAGGAGAUGUAAGAGGAGUACUCGCUGGCUUUGCAAAGAGCUGUUCCACUGCUCACACAAUACUGUACAGACUCUACCUUGCAGUUAAUCAUACCGAAGGAAAGGAAGCAGGACUUCUCUUUUGAGGCUUUUCUUCUGAAAGCUCGUCAAACUGACCCUGGAGAGGAGGAUCCAUCGUACUUGAACAGGAUCUGCUUUCCCAUUGUCUGUGAAACAGAUAACAAUGGCAUUGUUUCAUUAAGCUUCUGUCAGAGAAGAUAUGUCACAUGGAAGAAACAGUAUUACAGCGAUAAACUUCAAGUGAUGGAACUGACUGAAACCCAGGAGUGGAACUUUGCUGCUGGACACAGAGAACUUAAACUCUCAGUCAUUUUGCAGUAGGGCAAGUGCUUGAAGAUGUCUUUCAUAGUGUGUAACCAGUGCAGGAUAGGCAACCCUGUGUACCCAGAAAGCAUGACAGAUUUUCUAGAAUACAAGAAUAACACAAGUACCUGUACAAGAACCGUGUUGUAGACCCAUCAGUUUUUAUUUUUUGUGGCUGCUUCUGGGGGAGCUAGAGGUCCAUACCAGGUUCACAUAUCCUCCCAUAACAGGGGCAGUGGAGUCCUAGAUUUCCUAAAAAUGUUUGUUCCUCUGUCAUGUUGAUCAUCAAUGCUAUUAACUGUCAGGCACAUAUGAUUAAAUACUUGGGGAGGAUAUCCUCAAACAGACUGAAUAUAUUGCCAGAAAUAUUGCUGGUGGGUCCAGAGGAAAGAGGUUAGUAAAACUUUUGUGAUCUGCAGCUAAAGUGGAAAAACGCUUUAAGUAUGGAUAUGGUGCAUGCAGUGAAUGAUUUUUCUCGAACAUCUCCCUCUGGAACAGUGAAUUGGAGACAGGCCUCAUUAUGGCUACAACCUUCACCAGAUAAUGUGAAGGGGGUGUUGUUAAAUAUGUCAAUAUAUACAGAGAGAGAGAGAGAUUUGCACCCUUUUUAAGAAAUUUACAAAAACACUGCAGAAAAUCAAAGAUCAUGCAGUUUAGUAAAAGAGCACUUCCAGCCACAAUCCCUGGAUGCUGUAGGAACUACUCCACUAACCAGAGAGUGUUGUGUAUGAAGCAGGCAAAGGAGGCUCAAUAUGGCGAAAAAAGCAGCCAGAGUGGAGAGAGAGAGAAAAGGCCCUGUCAAACCACAGGGAUGUAGAGCUGGAUGUGGGUCAUCUUCAACCAGUAUUGGAGCCAAUCCCAUGUGACUUCCUGUCUCUGAGCCUACCCCAUGUGACUUUCUGUAUCUGCUCACCCUCCUCCUCCCUUCCUUAAAGCCUCCUGCCUAGAUGAAUAUGGUUAUUCUUGACUUCUAGACCGAUAAAUGCAGGAAAUAUUAAUCUAGGGCUGCACCACAGACGCUGUGCAGUUCCCUUCCUUCCUUGCCAUACUUACAUGUACCAGGAACCAUCUACAUUUGGCCCACGUCUGUUUUCCAGCAGAUUGUUGAAUACAUGCCAAUCGAUGUUAUCCUAGCAGCAGAGAAAGGCAAAGCAUUUUAUUCAGGACUUUUCCUUGGUACUCCAGGAAAAGGGUGUGGAGAAGUGCAUGCUAGACCUUUCAAGUCAAAAAAAUGUGCAACAGUCAUGAAGCUCAAGAUGUUAAGUUUAGAAGGCUUACUCCACCAUACUAAGGCUUAGUCUGCAAUACUUCUGUUAAGUUUAGAAGGCUUACUCUGCAGUACUUCUGUUAAGUUUAGAAGGCUUACUCUGCAGUAAUAAGGCAUACUCUGCAGUACUUCUAUUAAGGUUAGAAGGCUUCGUCCUCAGUGCUUCUUUCUCCUGUUAUUAAUCAUUGCCUUUCUCAUUCCUUUAGGCUUGAAUGAUGCCUGCCAAUACACAUCCCUAUUCACAUAGUGCACAUACGAUACCCAAGAUUUUUAGUGGAAGUCUUCCAUUUUUUAGUUUUACCUUUUUGGUUCUUGGUCUUUCUGCUGUAGCCUGAGUCUUAGUUAAAUGCAUUUUGGCACUUUUUGCCCGCAUUAAAAGAAAUGGUAUUCAUAUCUAUAUUUGUUUGGACAGGUAUCUGAGACAGGCAUAUUCAUUAGUGGAGUUGAAGAAAGCUCUCAAUUAAAUUUUCAAUUACUUUUUGAGGCUGGGAAUAUCCGUAAACUUCAAAAGUCCAUUUUCUUCUUCUUACGUCACUUACAGACACUACAGACUCAUACUGUCCAUACCUUGGGACAGGAUUUUAUUUACUUCUAAAUUCUUAUGGAUUUCACCGAACUGUCAUAUAACCAGCAUUUGUAUGAAAGUCCUGGGGUAUAUGACAGUAUUCAUUGUAAUGACACCUCGUGCAAGAGUGCAUAUGAGGAUGUCCUGGGGUAUAUGACAGUAUUCAUUGUAGUGACACCUCGUGCAAGAGUGCAUAUGAGGAAGUCCUGGGGUAUAUGAUAGUAUUCAUUGUAAUGACACCUCGUGCAAGAGUGCAUAUGAGGAAGUCCUGGGGUAUAUGAUAGUAUUCAUUGUAAUGACACCUCGUGCAAGAGUGCAUAUGAGGAAGUCCUGGGGUAUAUGAUAGUAUUCAUUGUAAUGACACCUCGUGCAAGAGUGCAUAUGAGGAAGUCCUGGGGUAUAUGAUAGUAUUCAUUGUAAUGACACCUCGUGCAAGAGUGCAUAUGAGGAAGUCCUGGGGUAUAUGAUAGUAUUCAUUGUAAUGACACCUCGUGCAAGAGUGCAUAUGAGGAAGUCCUGGGGUAUAUGAUAGUAUUCAUUGUAAUGACACCUCGUGCAAGAGUGCAUAUGAGGAAGUCCUGGGGUAUAUGAUAGUAUUCAUUGUAGUGACACCUCGUGCAAGAGUGCAUAUGAGGAAGAUCAAGCGAAACCUCUAAAGCCUAUGAGACCAGCAUCGCCUGUCCAUAGAGCAUAGGGUUCCCAUUAUCUCAGGCCUUUCUUCCACCUUUCAAAAUGUUAACCAUUGAUGUCUCAGAAUACGGUGGAGGGUUGGCAUAUUUUAAAGUCCAGGGCAGAUAUUCCAAGACUCUGCUGAACAAGCAUGUAAAUGUGAAAGAGGUGACUCCAGGCCUUCAGGUUAGUAUUCAAUUCAGGGACCAUGCUGUGGUGUCAGACAGUACUACAGUGAUGUAACACAUUACCAAGCAGGAGCGUAGCCACUCCUGCCUCUUCUACAGAUUACCCUUGAUGCUUUGGGACUUGUCCAUCAACUUGGCCAUAAGUCUACAGUCAGUCUACAUUCCUGUAAAGAGUUGUUAAAGGCCUUAUGCAUAGGACUUUAGGAAGUCUGCAUGACUAGAAAAUAAGACACUUUUCCUAAAGAUCACAGAUGUGGGGCACCUCAGGUGUCUACUUAUCCACAACUUCAAACAUGUAUUACCUGAGGAAAUUCUGUCACCCAAAUCCUUGCUUAGCAACAUGGACAGCACAUUUCAUUAUCUACACAGUGGAGUUGUGGACAUCUGUGUAUUUCUGCUUCAGUCAGAUACCUUUAAUUCAUUAUAGUAAAAGCAAAAAGAUGGUAAUUACUCUCAACUCAUUUACAUGUUCUGUAUAAUUCAGUGCUACCUCUCAACUGCAUCCUGCUGAUCCAACAACAAGGGACUUUGAUGUACCUCGUCAGUGGUCUCAAGCCCAAUGUCUGGAUGGUUCCAAGUCAAUACCAGAAAGUUAUGUGUUCUCCUUGUAUGCUAUCUGUAUAUUAUUGGAAGCCAGAAGGUCCAAUACCAGAAAGUCCUACCUUUUCAAAUGUAGCAAGAGGCAUGUGAAACUAACAGCUUCUUGAUUUCCCCUGUAGUUUGGCAGUACCUCUCUAUAGUGUUUUAGCGAUACCUAGCCUGCUAUUCUGUUGAAAUACACAUGUCAACAAUUUCAGCCUGUUUGCCUUUGGACUUUUCGGUCUCUCCCAGCUCUGAUGUAGAGGUGUUCCUGAAAGGUGCCUUACAUCAAGGAGCCCCAUCCCUUUAUGGAUUUGAACUUUAUAAUCGAGACUCCUCCUCCUCCUCCUCCAGUUGAGCUUGCCAGUCUUGCUGCAAUGAAGUUCAUGUCUUGGAAGACAUUUAUCUUAAUAGCAACGAUGUCAUCCAAACAAAUCUGAGGUGUGCAGGUUCUGAUCUGCAGGGUACACUACAGUAUGUUCCACAAGGAGGGGUUGGCACUCAAAACCAAUCUGUCUUUCAUGGAUUUGGUGGUUAGAGUGUUCUGUGAAACAAGUCAUUAAGCUUCCUGUUUUUCACAACAGUCGACAGAAUAAAUGUGUAUCUCUGUACCGUAGGAGUAACCUUUCAUGAUGGACUACUACAGUCUUUACCUGGCUCAGGUUUCCCCUGUCUUAUUAGGAGAGGGAUGGGUUUGUUUAUGAUGUGUGGUGACUCUAUUUUCCAGAAAACUAACUGGAGAUAAUCCGGGGCACUCUUUUAUACUCCUAUUUCUGAAGUUCUUGGCAAGGUAACUAAUCUUUUACUGAGUUUGGGAUAUCUGACUGCUCUUGAAGAUGAAAAGAAAAAAAAAACACUUCAUAGUAAAUUGGUUCACUCAAAACUGGAAAAUAAAAAUGAACUAUAACAGAUGACACUUUAUUACUUGUUUACCAGUUUUCUCAUCUAUACAAAUGGAAGAUUUUCUCAGAGCAUAGAGUAUUUGCUGAAAGGUACCAGUUUCUUUAACUUGAUCACAUAUUCAUCAUCAGCUAAUCAUGUGAUUGUACCCACAUUUCUCUUGAAAGACCAUAUUUCUCCUGAAAGGAGUAUAAUUCCAUUCCAUAUAAAUAUAACUAUGAUUAAGUGCCAAAUGAACUAGAGUACUACAUAAUAAACUCUCUGUUAAGUAUUAUGUGCUGCAAGUUUAAUGUAUUUUUUUAUUUGAAUGCUUUUUAAUCUGGUGUUUGUCAACAUUCA